AUGCUCCUUCUUGUGCUCGCGCUUUUACUUCUCCCAUCAGCGCAUGCCUUGGCUCUCAAUCUUUGCUCGCGAACCAACUUGGGGCUAGAUAAGACAUCUAGCCUAUACAUGCUGAAUGGCUUGUGCAAAACCACUUGUAGCGGGCAAGGGUACGCCGUGGCCAUCACCCAAGAUCAAGAUUGCUGGUGCGCCAACGAUGUUCCCGAAGAUACCGUUUCCUUGGACGAAUGCAACACAGGAUGUCCCGGAUACAAGGACCAGGAGCAAUGUGGGGGAGACGGGGUAUACGGAUAUGUGGUGCUCCAGACUCCAAGCAGCACCAUUGGCACGAGCGCCAGUGGGCAGAACAGUGCCAGCAGCUUGAUAGCAAGCCUGCAACCUGCCAGUGCAUCAAGUUCCGCUUUUAGUCUCAGUGCUAGCUCAGCUGCUCGUUCGAUCAGCGAAUCAAGUGCAACUUCUACUUCUACUAGUUCUAGUUCAAGCUCUAGUACAAGCUCUAGUACAAGUUCUAGUUUUACUUCUAGUUCAAGUUCCAGCUCUUUCACAAAGUCCAGUUCGAGCUCGAGUUCAAGUUCAAGCUCGAGUUCAAGUUCAAGCUCGAGUUCGACCGCAAGCUCCUCGACAGAAUCCAGUCCAAGUUCAAGUCCAAGCCCAAGCUCUAGUUCCGACCCCACUUCAAGUUCGGCUUCAAGUUCCACCCCCUCGCCGAUCAUCUCCAUGAGCGUUCUCACAAUCGUCGUUACAACCAACGGCGCUUCUGUGUCCACUCGAUACAUCACCCAACUGGCGUCGCAGCUGGCUCUGCUGACAGCACACCUGGGCUCCAAAUCAUUUUUCGACUCCUCCGGGAAAGUUGCUGGAACAUUCACAGCAGUCGGCAUUGUUGUUGUGGGUCUCAUAUCCGGUCUCUUGUAUUGUUGUUGCUUUACCCACAGGAAAGAUGACGAAGAAAAUCAAUACAGUCUGGACGAAUUGGACGAUAUGGAUAUGUCGAAUAAGAACAGACUUUCAAGCAUAUACGCUUCCAAGCCACCGCUGCGCACCUCCAGCACAUUGAAUCGGAAUAGCUCUGCCAAAUCCAUGCUUUCCUUCUUAAGUCCUGCGCUUGUGGGAGGUGCCGAUACCCGAAGUCCUUCGAAAAAGCGUAUUAAUCCUACAACAACCGACACAAAUCCACCUAUGUUCCCCAUUCUGGAGUUUGACUCCCGUUUGGACCCACACUCGAUGUUUGAGCACAAGGUGUCUUUGUCGGACGAGAACGAUUACUCACGCCGCAUAUUGCAUAUCACAAACCCGGAAUAG
Messenger RNA from Clavispora lusitaniae ATCC 42720, 1302 nucleotides. It is a transcript of the gene WSC4, whose product is annotated as Wsc4p. Lineage: Eukaryota; Fungi; Ascomycota; Pichiomycetes; Serinales; Metschnikowiaceae. The record is from RefSeq and is a predicted model, not a curated record.